Cetraspora pellucida is the source of this 201-nucleotide messenger RNA. The record is from the annotation of a GenBank genome assembly. Lineage: Eukaryota; Fungi; Glomeromycota; Glomeromycetes; Diversisporales; Gigasporaceae.
GUACGAAAAAUGAACAGUAACAAAAAAACCACCACCUCUAAGAACAAGAAAAAUAAGACCCCCAACUAUUCUAAAUCAAAACGACAAUACAAACCAAGAGAAUUUUUAUCUUAUAAUAAGAUCUGGGGAAAAAUAUCAAAAGAAAACUUAGAGCAUGAUAGGGACAAUGAUGAUAAUGAUUGGUUAAAUCCUGGUCAGUAG